Molecule: messenger RNA, 3608 nt
Organism: Phymastichus coffea
Lineage: Eukaryota; Metazoa; Arthropoda; Insecta; Hymenoptera; Eulophidae
Gene: Rim2
Product: mitochondrial carrier protein Rim2
Exons: 6
Coding region: 601-1725 (374 amino acids)
Biological process (GO): pyrimidine nucleotide import into mitochondrion
Cellular component (GO): mitochondrion
Molecular function (GO): pyrimidine nucleotide transmembrane transporter activity
Source: RefSeq, a predicted model, not a curated record
GCGCGCACAUCUCACAUAUUCCUACAUAUGUUUGUCUCCAUACGUGUAUCGGAGCGCGCAUUCGUAGUAGCAUUCGCAGUAGACUUGAGGAGAGCUCGAUUCAGUUGUUUUGAGUUGGCGGUGUGGUGCACACAUUGCAUUUCUGGUUGCAGUCGCUAUCUCAAUCCCGGUUCUCCAUUUUAACUCGAGCUUGCCACGUUAUUAACCGACAAGCAAUUGCAAAGUGUUCUCUAUAGUGAAGCAAAAUUAUUGUGAUUAUUCCUCAUUCCGUGCACGAGACACUGUAACUAACCUCUUAACCAUUCUUUCUUUCUCCCCCCUCCUCUAUUUCUCUGUUUGACCGGGGAGACAAAAUAUCGAAUGUGUAUGUAAAGAGUGUCGCGGAGGUCGAGGGGGUGCAACUGCGCAAAAAUUCGCCGGUUAGCCCGUAAAAAAAGUAUUGACUUGGGUCAUACAUCGUCCCCACAAGUAACCAAAAAAAAACUAAAGCCGGAGGGAGGUGAGAGAGGAAGCACCGAACAAGGGCCGAACGCUUCCUCUCGCUCUCUACCGUGCUCUUCGUCGUCGUGUCCGUCGUCGGCCCAUCAAGUUUUAUUAAGGAUGUCGCAACGCGAUACCAUCAUUCACCUCGUCGCCGGAGGGGUUGCUGGCACUGUUGCGGCUAUAGUAACAUGUCCCCUCGAGGUUGUCAAGACACGUUUGCAGUCAUCAUCGGGUGGUUUCUAUCCACCGCCGUACAGUAAAGAAUUAGGCUCUGGUCACGUCACAGGCAGGAGUUUCCAACAGCGAAGACGACUCUGCACAGGAGAGUCGAGAAGGUACUCGUUAGUGACGUUGUCACACUGCGCCGUGUCACCACCACCAGGGGGUCGACCACACAAUGUAACACAACCAGGUAUAUUGCAAUGCCUAAGGUACAUCGUUGAGCACGAGGGACCGCGAGCAUUAUUCAAAGGCCUCGUGCCCAACAUUGUUGGUGUUGCUCCGUCCAGAGCUAUCUAUUUCUGCACGUAUUCGCAGACCAAAAACUUCUUCAACACAUGCCUACCUCCAGACAGUCCUCUUGUACAUAUGUGCUCUGCCUCUUGUGCUGGUUUCGUAUCGUGCACAGCAACGAAUCCAAUUUGGUUCGUCAAGACGAGGUUGCAGCUCAAUCAUCACACGAAUCAAACGAGCGCGCUUGAGUGCAUCCGAAGGGUAUACCAACAGUCGGGAAUCCUGGGCUUCUACAAAGGCAUCGUCGCCUCGUACUUCGGCAUAAGCGAGACGGUCGUGCACUUCGUCAUCUACGAGGCAAUCAAGGCUUGGCUAAUCGAGCACCGCGAGAGAAUACCAUCGGCGGACGACCAUUCCAAAACAUCGCGGGACUUUGUCGAGUUCAUGGCUGCGGGUGCGCUCUCCAAGACGGUCGCAUCUUGUGUCGCCUAUCCGCAUGAGGUGAUACGAACAAGACUGCGCGAGGAAGGCACCAAGUACCAACGUUUCUGGCAGACCACGAGCCUGAUAGUAGCCGAGGAAGGUCCUCGUGGUCUCUACCGAGGUUUAGCAACCCAACUGGUCCGUCAGAUACCCAACACUGCGAUAAUGAUGGCCACCUACGAAGCUGUCGUUUACAUCUUGACCAAUCAAUUCCAACCAGCUCCAAUAACUAGCCACAGCAGCAGCAACACCGAUCUUGCAACCGAGUUCUAUACCGAGAGCAAAUCCAAGCGGGAACUUGCCUAGAAUUUGUUAGCGGUCCCGGAACAAUAAACGGGACCAUGCUCGUUGAUAUCUAUGCAAUUUAGCGCUAACACUCCCCCCUCUUACUACCAUCACCACGUCGAUUAAUUAAUCGUCAUGUACUCUAGUACGAAUAAGGAGGAAACAAUUUUUAAUUGUUUCCACUAGACUUGACUUUCUUUUUUGUGUUUGAAAUUUCAAUUUUCAACGACACGAACGGCAAUUAGCAACAAACUAGUAAUUACGAAAUUUAGCUUUUAGCUUUACGCAACGUGCCUACAAUUUUUAUUACAACGAAUUUGGAUAAAUAACUAUUAAGAUUUGCUUCAAAACAGAAAAAAAAAAACAAAAAAAAACCAACAAAAAAAAACGACGAUUUCAUUGUAUAUUCGACUUUGUCUCUUUCUUAUACUGCAACUGCGUGCUGAGCGCGCUGUCUGAUGUUACAUUUAUAGUAAUAUUUCAAUAACGGUAUACAUUUCUUUUUUGAAUUUACUUUUGGAAGGAAAUUUUUAACUUUAUUAAAUGUAAAAAGUUUAUCAAAAAUCGAAGCUAGUUUUAACAUCUUUUAUUCUGUUUAUAAUCACGUUCAUAAUUGCAGAUCUUCAAAUGCGAUGAUCUCAACGAUGUUAUAUUCUUUGUUAAUAUUCUACUGAUCAUUGAUUUUUGUUCGUUUUUUUGCUAUAUGAGAGACGAUUGUUUAAACUUGUAAAUACAAAACAGUCGUAGUUUAGAAUCUACUCGUAGAUUCUUAGGAUUUAAGAUUUUUUUUUGAAGACAGCGACACUUUGUAUAUAUUGUUCGACUUCUAUCAGACGAGUGAGAUGAAGAAAAUUUUUGAGUAUUAAUAAUGUGGUUUAUAGAUCCCGUCACUAUCAACCUUUUUUAUUUAUUUUUAUUUUUUGUUUCUCAAGAGUGCCCGAACGUUCGGUACGAAAAAUGAUGCGAUGGGAAUGGCAUACUUCUGUGAUUUUAGCAUAACCUGAUAAAGAAAAAUUGAUUAGGCAUUCACAUGUGUAUGAAAAACAAAAUGUUCUUUUUCGUAACUACAACGCACAUUUUUGAAAUGUACAUAGAUAAACAAGUGAAAAUUAAACAUACGUUGGGGAAUUAAAGAAUGAGUGUAGAAUUCUGCAUGAGUAUGCGAGAGCAGUUUUGUUCUCCAAAGACUGAAUUUAAUUUUAGCGUACUUACGUAGUACUAUGUGCGUCUAGUGAACGAACAGAAAAGAAAAGAGAAAAAAAAAUUUUUACUCUGAUAUACGAAACGAAUAUAAUGUGUAUAUGCGUUGGUUUAUUUAAAUUAAAUUUUGUUUCAUCGACAUACUAGAAUAUAAAUAUUUGAAUUUUUUCAAAGUAUAAAGCUUAUGUUUCUCAUAAAAACAAUAAAGAGGAGAGUAUUUUCAAGAUAGUACAUACCAUUUAUCAAUAGUACCAACAUGACGUUCAUGAUGUUUAUCUUGCUUUCCUUGCGAAUUCAUGGAAAAUAGACCAAUAAUAUAUCAUUUGCAGUGCAUUGCGCUCUUUUAAAGUUUAUACUGGAGCAAACCAAUUAAAGGAGUUUCUCGAUGACAAGGAUCCUUAAAUCACAAUAAAAAUUCUAGCGUGACUACAAACAAGAUUAAUAGUCAAAUACUUUAGAGCCUUCGGAAGUAAAGUGCUUUUUCGGCAUGAUAUGCUGAUGAAUAAUUAUAACGUAAAUAGUCAGUCACAUACAUAUAUGUAUAGAAAAACUAGCGUUUGCUUGAAAAUUUGUCAGGAACAAUUAUAUUCUUUUGGAAUUGCGUCGAGAAACGAUGUUCCUAAAUGUGUUAAAGUCUAUGUAAACUUGUACACAUUAACUCCCCACUUGUUGUAACAUUUAAAAAAAUUAAAAAUGCAUUGACA